Messenger RNA from Olea europaea var. sylvestris, 2184 nucleotides. RefSeq names its product ferredoxin, root R-B2. NCBI's taxonomy places the organism in Eukaryota, Viridiplantae, Streptophyta, Magnoliopsida, Lamiales, Oleaceae. Gene Ontology annotation, molecular function: iron-sulfur cluster binding. The record is from RefSeq and is a predicted model, not a curated record.
AUGAACAUAGGAUUUGAGAGAGAUUUGUGUUUGCUGUUUGAGAUUUGGAUCAACGAUGGUGGUGGUUCGCGGUGGCGGCGAGUGGUGAUGGAAAGGAACGGAUCCUACAUCCAUGCUUACAAGGUACUAAUUGAAUAUGAAGGUAAAACAACUGAACUAGAGGUUGAGCCAGACGAGACAAUUCUGUCGAAGACACUGGAAAGUGAUUUGCCAGUGCCAUAUGACUAAUGCAUGACAUGCCCGGCUCGAAUGGACGACCAAAGUGAUGGGAUGCUUAGUGAGGAUGUUGAGGAGAGAGGUUAUGCUUUAUUGUAUUGUCACAUUAGAAUCAUACCCGAGGAAGAAUUGCUCUCUCUGCAGCUAGUUACUUCCAAUGACUAAUAAAUCUGUUGGUUGUUAAAAUUUUCAGUUUUGAGGCACUGCUAAUUGUUACUGUUUUUCUGCAUUAAAUCUAUAAGAGGAAUGUGCAAAGUGAGAUUCUGAAGGCAAAGGUUAACGAUACCUUGUAUUUACUUGCUGGAAUUUCUAUUGUUUGAAGAAUAUUUAGGCUUCCACGUUUAGAUUUCUCUAAAAGCGUUCUCUCUGACAACCAAGAAUGAUAAAAUCAUUCGCAUUCAGUCUAAAAUUUAAGCACAAGAAGAUUUAGUUGGAAACACCUGCUACCAUUAAACAAAGUUCUUCAUAGAUAAAAGUAGCAAAAUAGGACAUGUAUUGAAUAAAUGCAUUGUGCGUGGCUGGUAUCUAUCUAUUAUUACGGGUUCAAUACUACUUCUCAGAGUUGAAUGUAGACAUAUAAGGUCAUAUAACAAAUUUUGGAAGUAUGGUCAAAUGUUAAUGAACAGUAAUUCAUCCAUGCGUGUAUAACAGUAAUUGGACACAAUGUGAGUUCAGAGGUGACUAACAAUUAAAAAGUAGACACUUCUCCAUAUCCAUGUGGAAGUAUGCUAACAAAGCAUUCAACACUUAUGUUCAGUGAAUAAAUAUGAUCGUAUCAAAAAUGUACUCACUGACUCCAUUUGAUGUUGAUGCAGACAGCAAGCACUUCAGAGUAGCUCCCGCAAGUGAUAAAUAAACUCGGUCUUCUUCAAAAUUUAGAUCCUAGGACAUUAUCAGAGCCCAUAAAUCCAGUAUAGCAUAUGGCUAACCACAUUUUGUAUCUCAAUGAAGGCCAUAACACGCAGUAUUACUGCUGAGUUCUCAGGGCAAGGCUCUGGAUUUUCUCUGCUCAAGUUUCAACUUCACAUCAAUUCCAUUUAUCAAUUAUGGACUUGAGUACAAUCUGAAGCUUCCCUUCCAAUUUCUCCCCUUUCCUUGGAGUAUAAACCACAUUAUGGAUAUCAUCAGCCAAGGCCCUCUGAGCCAACAAUUCCCCAACCGCAGCACAAGCAUUUCUAUUCUUAGUCGAACCCAUGGCCUUGGAAAUAGAAUGCACCACAACCAGAGGUUUGCUAGAAUUUCAGAUCAAAAGAAUGCUCUUUCAUUCAAUAUUCAUUGAGACUCGUUUGUUGACAGCCUAUUGCACAGCAUUGUGUUUGAACCUUGUGAAAAGCGAGGAAACUCAUCUAAUCCUUACUUCCCCAUCUGUUUCUCUGGAUCUUGAACAGGUUUCCUAGGUAAUCCCCAGCUCCGUAGAUUGUUCUUUUGCACAGGGCCAAUUCUUGGUAUUCCUUCACUUUCCCCUUCAUAUAAAAAAUUACAGUAUCCGAAACCAAAAGUUCAUGAUGCAUAUUUCUCUUAACUGGUGGUUUUCUGGUCACGACGGUUACAGUUAAAGUUCCAUUAAAGAGCAUUUCCACAUGGUAGAACCUUCUCAAGGAAUAUAAGGUUUUCAAUAGGCUGAUCUUGAAGCUGCCCAGUCAACACAAUUAAAAGCAGAGUACACAGCACGUGCAACAAACCCAGCCGUUCUUUGCUUACAAUGGUAAGUACCUCAUUAUAGAUUCUUUGGUCGACUAUAAAUGCUUCACAGCCUUGUUAAAUAUUUGGAUUUUUAUACUUGGUUCUAGCUACCAGAAAAAGGACUUCGAAACGAAGACUUUAAUAUUAUUGGUCGCAUCAUAAUACGCAUAAUAUGAGUUUACAAUCUCCACCUGAAUGUAAAUGAUUGAAAGGAGAAUGCUACCAAUCAGGACAAAUUUGACCUUAAAGAGGAUAAACAAAACUUCUACUUCAGAUUCUUUCAUA